AUGGAAGAAGUUAUUAGGAGAACUGUUUAUGUUUCUUAUAUAGAUCAACAUGUGACUGAGGAGCAGCUGAUAGGGCUUUCAUCAACUAUGGACAGUAUAUUUAUGGAGAGAUUCUUCCAGAGUUCAGGCUUAGGAUUUGGCCAGAGCUUUGGUAUGAUUAGGGCUGGUCGGAGCGAUUAUAUGGGAAGGGUGGUUGAUUGUCGUGUUUGUGGUUACCCAAAAUUUGUUCUUCGUUUUGGUUUUGUCGAGUUUACCAACGAGGUUCUGCCUUCUAAGACUGCAAUUGCUAUUGUAAACCCCACAGUUUUUCCUCAGAUUUUCAAUCCCCUUGGAAAACUCUCUUUGAUUAUCUAUUUGUGCGCAGCUGCCAAAUUGUUCUCUGCAUACAUCGUGUACGGCACACACAACUUGAUUAAGCGUUAUAGCUACGAUGGGUACAUACUUGCUGCAGUCACCCUUUAUCUUGACAUCGUCAACCUCUUCCUGGCCCUGCUAGCUCAGCUCUUUUCGAGGAAGCGUUAUAGCUAUUGCAUUCAUGUUUCACUGUUUCGAUAUUCUAUUAGUGUUGUUGACAGGUUGUUUUACUUGGUGCAAGACACUCUAGGUAUAGAUAAAUAA
Messenger RNA from Spinacia oleracea (spinach), 618 nucleotides. RefSeq lists its product as uncharacterized. The record is from RefSeq and is a predicted model, not a curated record. Gene Ontology annotation, cellular component: membrane. The transcript is spliced from 7 exons. Lineage: Eukaryota; Viridiplantae; Streptophyta; Magnoliopsida; Caryophyllales; Amaranthaceae. Bases 1 to 618 code for a protein of 205 amino acids.